Salvelinus fontinalis (brook trout) is the source of this 4355-nucleotide messenger RNA. RefSeq names its product ribonucleases P/MRP protein subunit POP1-like. The transcript has 15 exons. NCBI's taxonomy places the organism in Eukaryota, Metazoa, Chordata, Actinopteri, Salmoniformes, Salmonidae. The record is from RefSeq and is a predicted model, not a curated record. Gene Ontology annotation, cellular component: nucleolar ribonuclease P complex; ribonuclease MRP complex. Bases 282 to 3380 code for a protein of 1032 amino acids. Gene Ontology annotation, biological process: tRNA 5'-leader removal.
AGUGGAUAACUUCAUAACUCGUUAGCGUAGCCAGUUUGUGUCCAAUGUGUAGCAACCUUGCUAAGUAGCUAAUUUAGCUAGCUAUUCUGCUGAGGGGAGAUUGAAUGGCAUGUCUUUCAAAGCGUCGCUGACAAUAACAUCCGAUCAGUGACUGUGCAAUUCACUCUUAAAUAGUAGCUAGUAGCCUGCUCGUGUCCUAGGAUAGGAUCAUUUUUGACAGCACCAUAAGUCUUGUUAUCAAUGAGUCGUGUUAUUGUUUAUUUUCUGCAGAGCUAUCAAACAUGUCUACGGCCAAGCACAGGAUGCGCGAUAAGAAGAUGAGGAACCAGCCGAUCAACGUCACCUAUUCCUCCCAGGGCAGCUCCCACUGGAGGAACGGAGGGGACACCCCUACAGGUCGAGGCUAUGAUCUGUCUCCACAUCCAAGGGGCCAGGGGUCCUCUCACUCAGGCCAUGCCCAGAGAGGGGGCUGGGUCCGGGGCCACCAGAGAGAAGGACAUGGGGGCUACCCGCAGGCUCUGCCCACACACAUUACUGCCUCGGCGUUUGCCAAGGCCCGGGCAGCAGAGGUGAACGCCAUGUUGACGGCCGUCACCAAGACAACAGGCAGCUCCCAUGUGUUUGGAGCGCUUCCUAAACACAUGAGGAGGAGGGCCAUGAGUCAUAACACCAAGAGACUGCCCUGCAGGCUGAGAGACAUGGCCAACAACAUGUUGGAGAAGAGUCAAAAGGCUGGUCAGAAGGUGAAGAAGGAACAGUCCAAGAGCAAGAGCCGUAAAGCCCGGCGUCGCCACGGCAACAUGCUUCUGGAGUUCAACCGUCGCCAGCGGAAGAACCUGUGGCUGGAGACACACAUCUGGCACGCCAAGCGCUUCCACAUGGUCAAGAGAUGGGGCUACUGUCUGGGAGACAGGCCAACCUACAAGUGUUACAGAGCCUGCUACAGAGCCAUGAGCUCCCACUGUCUAAUACAGGACAUGUCGUACUACUGCUGUGUGGAGUUACAGGGACCAGAGGAACAGCUGUUAGCUACUUUGUCUAAGCUGACCAGUAAGGAAGCUGGGCCUACGUUUGCAGCAGCCAUGUGUGUGUCAGGCAGGAGACAGGGCAGUGUGGUGGUGUACAGAGCAGGACUGUACCCUCUCCAGCCCCUGGGGCCUGUCACAUUCCUCUGGAGGCCCAGAACACAGGGCCGGGGGGGCCAGGAGGACCAGGGCCGGGGGGGCCAGGAGGACCAGGGCCGGGGGGGCCAGGAGGACCGGGGGGACCAGGGGGGCCAGGGAUCAACACACAGACAGCUGUGGAUCUGGGCCCACCCCACCAUGAAAACGGACCUCCUCCCAGAGCUGCAGGCUGUCUGUCAGUGUUCUGAGGCUGUACUUCCACCUGCUCCAGUGGAGCUCCCUGUCCCACAGCCAGCCCCUACCCCCACCUUGGCCCCUGGUCCUGGGGCUUGUCCUGAGGCGGUGCAGGCCUCUGCUUCUGGUUCUAAGAGGAAGUGGUCCUCCAGGGAGCCUGAGGCUGCAGGACCACCAGCCAAGAAGCUCGUGGGAUACAGUACCAUUUCUGCUACCACACCCGUCACCUGGAGGUCCAGUACCACUGGUAUAGUCAUCAGUGACCUCACCAUGGAGAUGGUGCGCUAUCGUCUGAUUGGACCUCUUUCACAUUCCGUUCUGACUGAAACACUGGACCCUGCCACACACUGUGAUGCUACAGGUAAAUCCAGACCAUCUCCCUUCUGGUGGCCAGAUCACUGUAGAGACGACUGUAACAUGUCUCUUCAUCAACAACAAGCUGGUGUCUUCAACAUGCUCAAAGGUGUGUACUCCACAGCGGAGGUCCCCGCCGGCUCAGUUCUGGGUCUGACGGUGGAUGACCCCAGAUUGACCUUACCAAACAAGAGAGGCAAGGCCGUGUCCGACUUCAGGAAGGCACAAGGAGUGAACGAGAAGAGGAGGAGGGAACUGAUGUUAAAGGGGAUCCCUGAACCCCUCAGCCAGAGUUCCCUGUGGGACCGGUCUGUCCGCGACAACGUCACACACAACAAGAUGACAGACCAGGAAGUAAACAGACUGCGUCAUGAUGUUCUGGUCCCAGGCUCCAGACUACCCACCCCCCUGCAGGGCAGAGUACCCGUCCUACUGGUGCAGCAGUCUGGGAAGAGCCAGGGCACAGAGAUGGGGUCCUGGGGGACGGGCUGGGACCUGCUGCUACCCAAGGCCUGGGGCAUGGCCUUCUGGGUCCCUCUGGUUUAUAGAGGAGUACGUAUCGGAGGGCUGAGGAUGAGUCUGAAACACGCACAGAAUAAAGGAGAGCCUCACUUUCCCCACGACUACCCAGACUGCCCUGCAGGAGCACGCUUCCAGGAAGAGCAGGAGGCUGAGCUGCUGGCCAAGUUCAGGAGGCGCCCACCAGCCAAACGGACCAAUUACAUCAAACAUGGCUGCCUGGCUCCGUUCCGUUGUCCCUGGCAACAGCUGGUCGAGGAGUGGCAGCUGAUUGUGAAGGAGGGAGGAGGAGAGGAGGCUGUCGCAACAAUGGAACAGGAAGUGACACCACCCCAGAGUAACUUCACAGUCUUGAGGAACAGGAAGUCUCUAAGGCAACUGUCCGCUUGGUGUCGCCCCACAUCCUCUAAAUGUCAGAGGGCACGUAACCUGGGAUCAACACCUCCACUCAACCGUAACGUCGCAGCGGCUCUCCUCUCGGCACACGGCGGCAGCAGCCUGGUGUGGACCCGUCUCUCCCUCGUCACCAAGGGCCAACCGGAGCAGCACGCCCUGGUGUGUGUCCCCACCGCAGAGGACCUCCAGCUGGUACGUAAGGAGCCGGGCUGCACCGGCCCCCAGGAGCCUCUCCACACUGACCACUUCAAGAGCCGCGUCAAACGGCCACGCAAGAAGGACCACAACAAACCUGGAACCUCUUCCUCGGCCAAGCCUGAAAACAAGCAGUCUGACCCUGCCUCUACCUCAGUCCCUAGUGUCAAGCCUGGUGCUGAUCCUAGCUCCUCAUCCAGUCUCACCAACCCCUCUUCCUCCUCUACCUCAGUCCCUAGUGUCAAGCCUGGUGCUGAUCCUAGCUCCUCGUCUAGCCUCACCAACCCCUCUUCCUCCUGUACCUCAGGCCUGACUCUGGGUCUCUGGCCGGAGCCCCUGCCCAGCGUCACCUCCCACUGCUCCAGGGUGACUCUGGGCUGGGUGACCCAGGGGGACUUCUCCCUGUCGGCUGGCUGUGGAGAGGCUCUCGGGCUCCUCAGCGUUACCGGUCUCCUACACACCCUACUCCGACAGCCUGACAGCCAGAGAGGACUGGUGCUGCUACGGAACCCCGGGUCACUGCAGUACCGCUUCGCUAAGAUCAACAUAGAGGUCUGAGGAGUACUGCGGGUUCAAGACCACUUCGCUUAGACCCAGCUAUGUAAAGCCACAGACUGUGUUCUGAGAAAAACACUGUGCCUUGUCCCUUCACCUCACCAGACAAGAACUGCAUGGCAUGCACACACACACACACACACACACACAUAUAUAUGGAAUGCCACAUUGUUUAAGUGGAAGAACUUUUGCUUGAUAAUAAUUCCCUAUAAAGGUUUUCUGGGAGUUUUUCAUUUGAGUUGAAAUCACAGUUAUUUUUUAGUUCAAUAUUGUUUUCACCGAAGGGACUGCCUUCAGAUUGUCACUGGGUUUGUACUGGCUCUGUGGAGAAGACAUCAGUCAUUCUGUACUGGCUCUGUAGAGAAGACAUCAGUCAUUCUGUACUGGCUCUGUAGAGAAGACAUCAGUCAUUCUGUACUGGCUCUGUGGAGAAGACAUCAGUCAUUCUGUACUGGCUCUGUGGAGAAGACAUCAGUCAUUCUGUACUGGCUCUGUGGAGAAGACAUCAGUCAUUCUGUACUGGCUCUGUAGAGAAGACAUCAGUCAUUCUGUACUGGCUCUGUGGAGAAGACAUCAGUCAUUCUGUACUGGCUCUGUGGAGAAGACAUCAGUCAUUCUGUACUGGCUCUGUGGAGAAGACAUCAGUCAUUCUGUACUGGCUCUGUGGAGAAGACAUCAGUCAUUCUGUACUGGCUCUGUAGAGAAGACAUCAGUCAUUCUGUACUGGCUCUGUAGAGAAGACAUCAGUCAUUCUGUACUGGCUCUGUGGAGAAGACAUCAGUCAUUCUGUACUGGCUCUGUGGAGAAGACAUCAGUCAUUCUGUACUGGCUCUGUGGAGAAGACAUCAGUCAUUCUGUACUGGCUCUGUGGAGAAGACAUCAGUCAUUCUUUGGUUUGCCUCGAUUCACAUUUUCGAUUUUUGUGUGGAUUUGAGAGCUCUAGUUGAAAUGGUUGACAAUAAAAUCCCUCUACUCCAA